Molecule: messenger RNA, 1574 nt
Organism: Diospyros lotus (date-plum)
Lineage: Eukaryota; Viridiplantae; Streptophyta; Magnoliopsida; Ericales; Ebenaceae
Exons: 9
Coding region: 309-1280 (323 amino acids)
Cellular component (GO): membrane
Source: RefSeq, a predicted model, not a curated record
UUUGAGACGUCCUCUCUCUCUCUCUCUCAGCAGAGAAAGUCAAAUUCCAUUGGUAGUUCGAGUUCUGGUGAGGUUAUGUGGUGCUACUGGUUCUUCUUUUCCUUUCCAAUUCCCUCUCAUCCUUGUCUUCAGCUCUUCUUCAUCCCAGCGGAUUGAAACGAAUAACUGUGCAAGGUUUUGUCGCUGUUCCUUCUGCUGAGUUUACCUUUCGACAGAAUUUGGGAGGCAAUCGUUCAAGAAAGCUUCAAGAUUGACCCCAUAAAAGCAGAGGAUCCUCAAAAGUCUCAGGCAAUAUUUGGGAGCCAGUCAUGACAACUGAUACAACAGACCCAAGUUAUUGGUUAAACUGGAGGUUCUUCCUUUGUGCACUAUGGCUUUUAGCAGCUAUGGUUGCUUCAGCAAUUAUAGCAUGGAAAUUUGAAGGUUCCAGAAAAUCAAAAGAUAAGAGGAGAGGUAAUUUGCAAGACACAGUGGGAGCUGUCUACAAAGAUGAAGCUUGGAGGACAUCAUUGAAAGUAUUUCGACCUGCUUGGCUACUUGCUUACAGAGUCAUUGCUUUCGGAGUGCUAUUAGGGAUGCUUAUUGCCAAUGUUGUUCUUGAUGGUGGUGGCAUAUUUUACUUCUAUACUCAGUGGACAUUUACUUUGGUGACCAUAUACUUUGGGCUUGCAUCUUUAUUCUCCAUUUAUGGUUGUUGCCAAUGUUGGAAUGAUGUUAGUGGCAAUAGGGAUGAUCUUGUUGCUUUACACACAGAGCAGGGUGAUUAUGUGGAUCCUAUGAUGCUGAAUACAUCCAAAAGCAUGAAUUCCCAUGAAGAAGAACCUUCUGUUCAUAGAACUGCUGGAAGAUGGGGCUAUGCCCUUCAAAUUAUUUAUCAGAUGUGUGCAGGUGCAGUGAUGCUUACUGAUAUGGUCUUUUGGUUCAUAAUUUAUCCAUUUCUCACCUCAGAUACAUACCGAUUGAAGUUUAUGGACGUUACCAUGCAUUCACUUAAUGCUGUUUUCCUCCUUGGUGACGUGAUUCUAAAUAGUUUGAGGUUCCCUUUCUUUCGAAUAGCGUAUUUUAUUUUAUGGACAGCUGUAUUUGUCAUUUUUCAAUGGAUCCUCCAUGCCUGUGUUUCAAUGUGGUGGCCAUAUUCGUUUCUUGACUUAUCAUCUCCAUAUGCUCCUCUCUGGUACUUGGCAGUGGGGAUACUGCAUCUCCCGUGCUACUGCAUCUUCGUUCUAAUAAUAAGGAUGAAGCACUUCUGCUUGUCGAGAUUAUUCCCGGGUACGAGCUGAGAGAACAAAUCAUCUCAUCGAGGCAAAGAAAGAGACAACUCUGCUUUAAUUAAACCAUGCUUCCUGGAAGCACUACUGGAAGCAAAUCAUUCUUUCCUAUUUGUACGGGAUGCAACUUCAUGGUCUUUGGCAUACUGUUUGUUGAUAAGUUCUUCCCUUUUUUUCUUGGUGGCAGUGGCUGCCUGCAUUCUGCUGACUUUUGAGUGAAUGGAUGGAGAGUCAUAGUCGUGGAUGUUGAUGGUCUUUUAGUGUUGUUUGUUAAAUAAAAAGUGAAAAAAAAAAAAAAAAACAAAA